CCUCCCACAUCGCCCAGCGCUCCGCAGCCUACACACUCUCACCGCUUCUGGGAUGACGGGCCACUGUUAAGACCCUCAGGAUGUUCAGCUGGGUGGUGAAGGGGGUUCCCCAGCCUCCUGGGAAACUAGGAGAUGAGGAGAAGACCAAUGCCUCACCUGCAACAGUAAAACAAGUAACAUUCAAAGAAGAGAAGAAACAAGAAGCUCUAAAACCUGCCAAGGCCAAAGAGGAGGAGGUCGCCGAGGAGAAUGGUGGUGAGGCUGGAGUGUUGACUUGGAUCACCCAUGGCUUUGCUAAUUCUCUUCCCCAGCCUGCUGGGACAGCCCGGCUAGGCAGAUCCAACACUGAGCCCUCCACCACACAGGAGGAGAACAGGCAGGGGUCAGUCAUCGGCUGGAUUGCCCAGGGAUUGGCCAGUGUGGUUCCACAGCCUGAAUUGAAAAACAUGGAGGAGGUGGAGCCUGCAGAGACAACAGAGAUUGCAGAGGUGAUCAAGGUGCCGGAGGUUAAGAAAAAACCUAGCAUUGCAGAGGUGAGCAAGGCGCCGGAGGUUAAGAAAAAACCUAGCAUUGCAGAGGUGAGCAAGGCGCCGGAGGUUAAGAAAAAACCUAGCAUUGCAGAGGUGAGCAAGGCGCCGGAGGUUAAGAAAAAACCUAGCAUUGCAGAGGUGAGCAAUGCGCCGGAGGUUAAGAAAACACCUACCGUGCAUGCUAUCCAAGAUGUCCCAGAUGCAGAGCCUCUUCCUCAUAUUCCUGUGGUGGAGGUUAUGUCAGAUGAAGAGCCUCAAGAAGAGAAGGGAAUCCCACCCAGGGUGUAUGAGUGGAUCAAACAGGGUUUUGAGAAGGUGGUUCCACAGCCAGCUGACAACAAAGACGUCUCAGCGAAGGCCGCCUGCCCACAGAAAGUGACCUCUAAAUCUCCGGAAGCUGAAGAGGAGGCCAAAGCAAAUGUGGUGGGCUGGAUUGUUCAGGGCUUCGGUCGUAUGUUACCUCAGCCUGUCCUGACUCCAAGUGGAUCGGAGAACGCUGUUCAGAACAUCCUCAUCCUGCAAGGCCAUGAAGAAAUGGUUCUGGAGGAGGUGGACCCGGAUUGGGAGGAGAAGGAGAACAAAGUGGCUCAGGGAGCGGCCCUGCUCCAGGCCUUACCCUCACUCAUACCCCAGCAGGUUCUGGAGAUGCAACAAGAAGCAGAAGAUGCAGAGACACAGACAGAGAGAUGGACUCCCCUCAUAGAGAGCAUAAAGAAAGAGGCAGAGGAGGCUGCUAUGGUGAAAGUGGAAGAGAAGCUGCAGCAGCAGUUAAAAGAAGCACGGAUGGCUGAGGAGGUGGCCAGACAGGCGGCUGAGAUGGCAGUUAGACAACUAGAGGAGGAGCAGGCUGCCAGUGCCCAGAGGGCCACAGACUCACAGCAAGAGACUGAUGGAGAGCAACUGCCCAAUAUCCAGGAGGAAGAGAACGAGGAAGACCCUGAGUUGAAACUGCUUCACGAGAGCGACGAGAGCAUGGAGAAUAAAAGUCCCGAGAAAAAUAAAGCCAUAGAGGUUACUGUCGUUGAGAAUAUUCUGAGCGUUGAAGACAAUACUCUGAUGGAUAUUGUAGUUGCUGAAGACAAUGAGAUAUCUGAAGACAACAAAGCUAAAGCUGUGGAGCCUAAAGUGGAAAAUAAAAUCACAGAAGUGGACCUGAAAAGGUGCCUGAUGGAUGUGUGUCCAGCCGAGGGGUUGUCCGAGGUUGAGGCAGAGGCGGAGUCAGUCGAACCAAGCCCCCCAGUGUCUACCCCCAGAGAGGCCUCCCCUGAACCAGAACCAGAGCCGCAAAAUAAACAGUCUCCCACAGCGACAGAGGCCCCGGCAGUGACCGAACAGCCAGAACCAGCCGACCAGAAGACUCCACCCACUGCCGCAACUCAGGAGGAGGAAAGUGCCGACGAAGCAGGGUGUGAAGGGAGCGUUGGAAAGGACAGAGGAGGGAAUGUGCUGCCAGCGGUUAAAGUGGAGGAUGUGGACAGAGACGUAGGGAUGAGAGGGGGUCGCAACAUCCCCCAGAUCAUCACCUCCCAGGACCCCCUGUCCAUCUCUCUGACCGUGUCUCUCGCCCCCGGGACCAAGCGCAGCAAAGCUGUGGCUGCAGAUGGCUCGCUCCUCCCGGUGGAAGAGAGAAGUGCUGAAGAGGAUGAUGUUUUUGGUGUUGAUGACUUGGAGAUGCAGACCGGCCUCCUGACUGUGGAAGAUGGGGAUCGUCCAGCAUCAGCGGCAAGCUAUGGCAGUGUGAUUGUCCAAGAGAGAGUGACUACACUGGUCAAGCUGUUUAAGGCGAGGACGGUCCGCAAGAAGGAAAAACUGAUGGACCCUGACGAAUCUGAGGAAGACAGCCCUCAAACCUCCCCAGCCAAGGCGCCCCCUCCUCCUCCCCCUCCCCCAGAAGAGGACAAGGACAUCUCAGCCCCGGUGGAGGAUGAAGAGGAGGAGGAGUACUGGGACUUCUAUGGAUACCCAAUCAAAAUCCUCAAACUUCCCAAAAUGCCCCCACUUCCUAGUUGGCUUCAAACCAUAGUGGACUAUCGUUUCCCUUCCAGCAUCGACCCUUAUACUGACCUGGUCUACGUGGUGUGGCUGUUCUUUGUGAUGAUGGCGUGGAACUGGAACGUGUGGCUGAUCCCGGUGCGCUGGGCCUUCCCCUACCAGACUGCAGACAACAUCUACUGGUGGCUGUUAAUGGACUACACCUGUGACCUUAUUUACAUCACCGACAUCCUGGUCUUUCAGCCCCGCCUGGAGUUUGUACGCGGAGGAGAUAUUGUGUGUGACAAAAAGGACAUGAGAGACAACUACAUGACAACAGAACGAUUUAAGAUGGAUUGUGUCAGUAUGUUCCCCAUGGAGAUAUUUUACUACUUUACUGGCGUUAACUCCCUUCUCAGAUUCCCCCGCCUACUGAAGUACAUGGCUUUCUUUGAGUUCAACGACCGUUUGGAAGCAGUCAUGAAGAAAGCCUACAUCUACAGAGUGAUCCUGACCACUUCCUACCUGUUGUAUUCUCUCCACAUCAACGCCUGUCUGUUCUAUUGGGGUUCUGACUACGAGGGGCUGGGGUCCACUAAGUGGGUCUACAACGGCAAAGGGAACAGUUAUAUCCGGUGUUACUACUUUGCUGUAAAGACCCUGAUCACCAUCGGGGGUCUCCCGGACCCAACCACCGUGUUUGAGAUCACAUUCCAGCUCGUCAACUAUUUUGUUGGCGUCUUUGCUUUCUCCAUCAUGAUUGGUCAGAUGAGAGAUGUGGUGGGGGCUGCCACAGCGGGUCAGAACUACUACCGGGCCUGUAUGGACAACACCAUCAAGUAUAUGACCUCCUACCACAUCCCCACAGAGGUCCAGAACCGAGUCAAGACCUGGUACGACUACACCUGGAAAAUACAGGGCAUGCUGGAUGAGCAGGAGCUGUUGAUCCAGCUGCCGGAUAAGAUGAGGAUGGACAUGGCUGUGGAUGUUAACUACUCCAUCGUGAGUAAAGUGGCCCUGUUCCAGGGCUGUGACAGACAGAUGAUCUUUGACAUGUUGAUGAGGCUCAAGUCUGUGGUCUACCUGCCUGGGGACUUUGUCUGUAAAAAGGGUGAGAUCGGCAGGGAGAUGUAUAUCAUCAAGCAGGGGGAGGUUCAGGUGGUGGGAGGACCUGAUUUGAAGACUGUGUUUGUGACAAUCAGGGCCGGCUCUGUGUUUGGAGAAAUCAGCUUGCUGGCAGGGGGCGGGGGGAACAGACGCACGGCCAAUGUGAUGGCUCACGGAUUCGCGAACCUCUUCAUCCUGGAUAAGAGGGACCUCUCAGACAUCCUGGUGCACUACCCCGAGUCCCAGAAACUCCUCCGCAAGAAGGCCAAGAAAAUGCUGACGAAGGAUAAGAAGCCAGAGGAAAAAGCAGAGGUGAAGGAGACUGCCGAGGUGAUCCCAGACAGGCCAGAGACCCCCAAGCUGUUCAAAGCAGCCCUGGUGAUUACAGAGCAGGCAGGCAUUAAGGGCACCUUCGCCAAGCUGAAAGAGGGCUACAAACCUGCCGAGACUGAGUCCUCUGGACUCCCCAUACCUCCUCCCUCCCCGAUGGUGCACCGUCGCUCCCCCAUCCCCCCUACAGAUGCCCAGGUCGAGGAUGACGAAGAUGCGGUUUCCGAGACGACCGACAGUAUGAUGCUCAUCCGCAUGACACGCCGUCACAAAGGCGAGGAGCUCCUGUCCGUCGAGCAGAAGCCUGGAGAUGAAGAGGAGGAGAAGAAGUAGAAGGAGACCGAGAAGGAAAUUGACAGAAAGAGAAGGGGAAGAAAUGUUGUGAUCACCCGCUACUCUUCUAUACUCUUCUGUGUGUAUUUUGACUGAGAUUUCAGACCGAAAUGGUUAAAAAAAAAUAUAUUUCUCUAUUGCCGAGUUCACUUCAUGUCAGAAACUCUGGAUCUCCGAGUUAAUAUGAACGUAAGUUAUUUGCGUAGAGCUUUCUAUUGGUAGAUUCAGAUACUUCCCAAGUGGGAAACUUGAGUAUCAUCUUUCUAUAACGAGCAAGCAAGUCGGAAAUGUCUGAGUUUCCGACAUGACAUGAACACGGCAUAUGUCCCCCUCGGGUUAAGUUCACUUUACAGAGUUAUCCUGUCAUAUUCUGUGUGCCCCUUCUGUCCCUCACUCUCUCGUGGUCUCACUGAUGUUGUGUGUGUUAACUGCGUUUUAGUACCUUAAAGCGGCAAUUAGCAGUUGAAACAAUAACGAGUACUUCCCGUCUCUUUUUCGGUAAAAAGCUCAGGGCUGGAGAAAUGUAACCACUGUCAAAUUCAUAGACAUAGCUAUGGAUGGAAGGAUUGACCAUCCAUGAUAUCAAAAUGUAGUGUUAUGCAUGUUUUGAGGCUAUAUAGUGUUUGUUUACAUUUGUUUUGUUUAAAACAUUGAAGUAAAACAAGCUUGUUAUUUUGGGUUCUGAAAUGGUAUGACAGUUGAACUAAACUCAUGAGACAUUUAUAAGUUAUAUUCUUCAAGAAUGAAUGGGUACAUAUCAUUCAUUUAUAUGUACACAAAACACAAAAAUUAUGUAGCAACUGCAGAUUGGCCCUUUAAUCCUUAUUGAUGCUUCAUAAUCCUAUAUAGCCUUGUUAUAAAACUCCAUUACCCAGGGGGCUUAGCUCCAGGUCUCCUACUGUUUCCUGCUUCGAAGUACUGCCACUCUCCCCAAGUACCUGUGACAGAGGCAAUAUGGCCUUAACCAAAACCUAGACGUUGCUGGUUUCUAUAUUUCUUUAGCCAUUCCAUUUUAAAAGAGAGGCCAUUUUCUUUUGUAGUCUGUGUCACAAGAGUGAACACUAGUAUGUUUAGCAUUUAAUCUUUGGGAAAACAUCUGUGUUUCUCUUAUCUGAGGUAUAUGGGCAAACUUUUUUUUCUUUCGUAUUUGAACUCUUAAGAGUGAGUGGUCCUGUGUUGGUUUUCUUUGGUGCCGUGACGCAUCACACUAGUCGAAAUCUGAUUGGCUGAUUCAGGGUCAUGCCAUGUGUCCUCCUGUCUGCAGGAGGAGCACAAAUGGGUUUCAAUGAUUUUACUGAGUUUUCGAGGUCAAAGAGAGUGUGUGUGUAAAAUGUGGAAAUGAGUGUGUAUGAGCAGGAAGAGGAGCAGAAAGCCAGAGGAAGUGUUCAUUGUGUCCCUCUCAACCAAACGGGGAAAGGCAGAAUAAAAAGGCGGGAAUAAAACAAUGCUGAGCAAGCCUCAGAACUAACCUCUGUCCAAUUCUGUGCUUCCAUCUCAGGGUGUGAUGAAGUGUGUGCUUACUUGUGGUAGGAGUCACAUUUGAACUGAUAUUACAGUUAACUUUCCAAACCCUUCCCAUAUCUAUCAGUGACCUUAAGUCAGGCACAUAGUGGGUUGUCAUAGUGGGUUCUUUUUACACACCAUAGCAUACUUCAGCCAUAAAAAGACGCCUAGGUGCUAUUAGAAGAUUUAGGACUAGAUUCAAUCCGUAUCGCAGAAGUAGGAUAUCAAGGAAGAUCAGCAUUAUAUGUUCCCGCAUUCGCCGAUACUAGAUUCAUGGUUAAACUAUGCACGUGUCGGCUCAAUUUCGAAAAUGACCUUUACAUUUUAACGUGGAUCUUCCCAGAUACUUCCGUGAUACGGAUUGAAUCCAGCCCUUAAGCGCAACGCUCAGGGAUUAUGCCCAUAUUUCAUGUUUUUACGAGACUGUUUUUAACGUGGAUACAUAUCAGUCGACUGGACGUGCUUUUUUUUUUGUGUCAUUUUCAACUGAGAAAAUAUAAUUUUGAACCAUUUUGGAAACAAAAGCUUGUGAAUCCAAAGUCAAGCAUUUAUAGAUAUUUUGUUGUUGUUGUUGUUUAGUGUUUAAAUGAUAUCUUUGGAACAACAGCUGAAUAAAACUGGCUAUGUAAACUCCUUUGUUGGAUUCAGAUAGAUUUUUGAUAAUGAAGAAGAAUGUUUUACAGAUGACAAUUUGCCGAGUGUUGUAAUAGGUAUGGUGAAAGCAUAUGUAUGCAGCUUGUAAACAAUAAAAAUACUGCGCUUACUGAA
Oncorhynchus tshawytscha (Chinook salmon) is the source of this 6542-nucleotide messenger RNA. Its product is annotated as cyclic nucleotide-gated cation channel beta-1-like. Gene Ontology annotation, biological process: retina homeostasis; monoatomic cation transmembrane transport. The record is from RefSeq and is a predicted model, not a curated record. The transcript is spliced from 44 exons. Gene Ontology annotation, cellular component: photoreceptor outer segment; plasma membrane; intracellular cyclic nucleotide activated cation channel complex. Lineage: Eukaryota; Metazoa; Chordata; Actinopteri; Salmoniformes; Salmonidae. Gene Ontology annotation, molecular function: intracellularly cGMP-activated cation channel activity; protein-containing complex binding; cGMP binding. The coding region runs from base 81 to 4271 and encodes 1396 amino acids.